AUGUCCUCUGUCCAAUACGGCGUGAGACCACGCGGAAAGGGGGUUGGUUGGGAAACAGAGUAUUUUGAUGGCAGUGAUUGUGAACUGCUAGCCCAAUAUACUGAGGGAGGUUUAUGUCCAGUGCUGCUUGAUGAUACGCUACGUGGCGAAAACCUUCUCUGUAGGGGACAGCAUUGCUCCUUCACAGUGGUUGGCAAAUUGGGCAGAGGAUCUUAUGCUACAGUUUGGCUGGUCAAAGACAAUAACUCGCCGCGGUUUUUGGCCUUGAAAGUUUUGACGCGUGAUGCCAGCAAGCCAGACAAUGAUGAGAUGCGAGUGAUGAAAAAACUUGACAGGCUACUGGUAGCGUUCUUUUAUAUCUACAAACCUACACGCGAGAAAUUCCUUUGCCUUGGAAUGCAGCCACUUGGAUGUACUCUUUACCAAAGGGAAAAUGCGGAACUCCGGCCUCCAGUCGAUGCUGAUUCCAUCCUGAUUUUCGUUCGUACUCUUGUCCAAAAAGUGCUUUCAUAUCACGCCCAAGGCAUCAGACAUGGUGAUUUGAGUCCUUACAACGUCACUCUUGGACUACAUAAAAAUGCCUUGCUACCUGAAUUUUUACGUGCAGCUUUUGAAGAUGACCAGAAAAAUUUUGUGGUUCUUCGAGGUGCCCCAAAGUCAACACUCUUACCCCAGAUACCAGCUUACCUGCCGAUUUAUAUUGUUACCCACGAGGGUCAUUUGCUGACAGAUGGAAAUGAUAUGUCCUCCGUAGAAAUCAUUGACUUUGGGAAAGCGUUUGACGUACCCUCGAAGAAGGGUACCUUUGGUACCAAGUUAUACCAACCUUAUCGCAUAGCUAAAGAUCCAGAAGGGGUGGCAAAUGAAAAAACUGACCUUUGGGCCUUAGGCUGUGUGAUAGUUUUCGGCUUGACAGAUAAUCAUCUGUUCUGGCUACAUGACACUCAGAACAGCUAUGCAGACAUGAGUAGCAGUGAACAGCUCUCAGUUAUCGACGAAUAUUUGACAUACAAUGCGUUUUUGGGCGGUCAUGAGAACCUAAGGAUGGCCGUAGCAAAGCUUAUACACUCACUAAUUCAAGUUGAUCCAAAAAUGAGGGACGCGAAGAAGACCGCACAAUUACUUGCCCAGCUAGAUUCUCAUUUAUGA
Molecule: messenger RNA, 1149 nt
Organism: Ophidiomyces ophidiicola
Lineage: Eukaryota; Fungi; Ascomycota; Eurotiomycetes; Onygenales; Onygenaceae
Exons: 4
Coding region: 1-1149 (382 amino acids)
Biological process (GO): mitotic DNA damage checkpoint signaling; protein phosphorylation
Cellular component (GO): nucleus; cytoplasm
Molecular function (GO): protein serine/threonine kinase activity; ATP binding
Source: RefSeq, a predicted model, not a curated record